UGAAUCAUAGAACGAGGUCUCAGAAAAAGGAAAACUGCAGAUUUUGUGCUUAGAGAUGUACAGUUAUUCUCUCAGUUUCUUUCUUACCUAGUAGUUAGUUAAAUAAUAUUUGAAGAGUUAAAAUAUAUUAGAAGCACACUAUCACAAAUUGCAGUGUAUUAGGACAGAAACCGAUGGACCACUUUGCUGCCAUUGCUCAUUUUUCAUUUCCUUUACAGUGACCUUGCCUGUAUAACAGAACACAGAAGGGGAAUCUGUGCUGUUUCCAAAUUAUUUGAGCCAGGAUUUGGAAAAGCUGCUUUGAUUGUCGUCCGGGUCCCUUCCUCAGAGGAAACACAUCCUGUUAAUGUUUGAAUGUGAAGUUGGACUACCGAAUGUUUGUUGCAGCCAGCAACGCCCAAAGACUCACCAGCACAGUUAGAAAAACAACAGUUUCCUCCUAACUUUGAGAGUCGUUUUCUUUUUGGUAUCUUAUCAGUAUGUCAGGAUUGUGUCACUCCCAAAGCAUGGAGUCUAUUUCAACAAGAUGCUCAAUUUCUGCUUAACUGUUUAAUCUACUGCACGGUGCUUUGCUGUGAUUGUUAAUAUUUUGAUUUAAGCUGAAGGCAAUCUCAACAAACAUUACAUCAAACUGCUUUGAUCAAGUUGAUCUACUUUUCAACAAAUUGACAAAUAGGUGCACAGAUCCAGGAAAUCACUCAUUUGACUCCACCAGCUUUACUCAAAGAUCUUCACUUCGUGCAUCAACGAAACUUCAACAAAAGGGAUGGACCUGCAUGCACGGCAGCUUAUCACUGCUAUGUCUCCAGUCAAGAAGGCGCAAGAGGGCGGAUAAACCACGUUCAUUUUCACCCAGAUUAAACAGUUAAAGUAUUUUUAAAAUCUGACACAUCCCUGUUGAGGAUACUGGUGGACAGAAGGAUGAAUGCUCAGCUCCUCUAGCAACUCUCAGACAGCUCUAGAUGCUUCUGAAUGUUUAAUACACAUGAGUGUUUUGUGUAGAAAUAAAAAAGCUUCCUUGUGUUCACUUGGCAACUAGAGCUGUCUUGGAGUUGAGGAAAAGCAGCUGGGUAUGACUGUCCAAAAGCUGGUGGCUACUGCUGUGGCAGUGGCUCUUCUGUCUCUGAUUCUCAACAAUGCAGCAGCCUUCACUCCAAACUGGGUGUAUCAGGCACUGGAGGAUGGGAGAAAGCGCAGUGUGGGAUUGUGGAAGAUGUGUUAUGGAAUUGAUAAAGGGAAAGGGCCAACAAGGCUUGAACAAACUUUGGAGCGUGACUGUGAGAAUUUAGACUGGGGAUCAGAGCAUGCUGGAUUUCAAGAAUCUCGGAACACAGUGAAACUUCAGUUUGAUAUGAUGCGAGCCUGUAACCUGAUUGCCACAGUGGCUUUGACUGUUGGCCAGCUCAUCUUCCUCCUUGGACUGAUGGAAUUGCCACUAAUUAGCCAAGAUUCUCAGUGGUGGGAAGAGGCAAUAGCUGCUCUGUUUCAGCUAUCCAAUUUCCAGCAUCUGCAGUAUUUUGUUCUUAAAGGACGAUUGCUGUCCCUUUACUACAAGCACCUAAAAUUUCUCCUCGCAUGCAUCAUCCUGCAUCAUGAUUACGAUUGGGGAUCCUGUCGAUCAAGUUUUGUGUUGGUGAUUGGACUGGUGACGUUCUACCGAAUUGGCCCUUAUACUCAUCUCUCUUGGUCAUGCUACCUGGACAUUGGAGCUUGUCUCUUCUCAACACUUGCAGCAGCUAUGUUAAUCUGGAACAUAUUACACCGGCGGGAGGACUGCAUGACACCCCGUGUUAUUGUUAUUCGUCACUCAAGACCCCGUUUUGAAAAUGACUAUGUGGAGUCACCCUGCUGAAAUGAAAUUGAUAACAGGAAAGGAGACUAUUUGCACGUGUUUGAGAAUUGCAGAAUCCCUGUUUGUUCAUGAACUAACUAAAUGUCUGCCCAACAGUCAAAAUAUAGGGAAGGUUGGAUGAGGUAGAUGCACCGCUGGGGAAGGAGAAAGCAAGGGUUGGAAUUUGAAAACAUUAACAAUUUUGAUUUGGGUCACCAGUACAAUUUCCAAGGAACUAUGCAAAUCAUGAAUUAAAUAUAUCAGAAUAUUAGAGCAUAGUAUAAACACAGGAGAACUAAAUGAGCACUGGGGGGGUUUGAGGAAUCAAAUGUGCCAAUGUGCCUCAUAUAUCUGAGGGGGCUCCACUAGAUUCAAAGGCAUUUCCUGUGAUCCAACUACAAAUGGCUUAAGAUGUUGACUUGUUGACAAAUUGGUGGUAAGAUGCAGUGUCAAGGACACUGAGUAACUUGGUGAUGAGGGUUUGUCACUUCUUGGCCAGGUCAUUAGGUUGAGCAACAUUGUGAAAUAGAAAGAAUUCUCUUACUCCUCUCCACCACCACUAAGUUCAAGCACCUGCUCCCAAGUGUCAGGACUUUACUGUGGAUAAUCAGGUAUCAAGAUUGAUAAAUAUUUAAAGGAUUAGUACUCAACAAUUGAACAAUCUAGGCUUUAAUUUAAAUCAGCUAACUAGAUAGGACACAAUAUAUGUAUUUUAUAGCAUUAGAAUGAUGAGAGUCACUUGUUAUUUGCUUCUGACAUUAAUGACCUCAGAACGUAAUCAGACUGAUUCAUCAGGAGUAGGUCAUUCUGCCUGUCAAGCCUGCCCCAUCAUUAAAUACAAUCAUGGCUUGAUCAUUUUGAUGCCUUCUACCCACACAAUCCCAAAACUAUUGAUUCCAUUGGUAAUCAGAAAUGUAUUAAUCAAUCAAUCUCUACUUUAAACAGACUGAAAUUUCACAGCCCUCUGGCUUACAGAAUUCUAGAAAUUCACAAACCUUUGAAUAAAAAGAGUUUCCCCUCAUUUCGGUCCUAAAUUGCCCUCUUCCUUGUUUUUAAAUGGCGCCUCCUAGUUCUAGACUCCACAGCCAGGAGAAGCAUCUUAUCUGGAUCUGUUCUGUAUUUCCCUUUAAGUAUUUUGUAGGUUUCAAGGAGAUCACCUUUUAUUCAUCAAGUAUCUUGAGAAUAAAGCAGUGUUUGCCCAAUCUCUCUCCAUAAGACAGUCUCAUCAUCCUGGGACCAAGUCUGGUGAUUCUUUAUUACAGUCUCUCUUUGGCAAUAAUAUCAUUCCCAAGGUAAUAGGACCUCAGUUGGCUGGACUGCAGGUUGCAAUGCAGACUGAUGUCAACAGCAUGCGUUCAACUCCUGCACUGGUGAGGUUGCCAUGAAGGACCUUCCUUAUCAAACUCUCCCCUCACCUAAGGUAUGGUGACUACCAUCAGUUGUCUUUCUCUAAAGAGAGAGCAGCCCUAUGGUGUAGUAGGCCUAUGGUGACUUUACUUUGAGGUUCUAGCAAUUUUUCCCUACUACUGAUGUUAAGCUAAUAAGUCCUGGUACCUUGUUUUCCCUCUUGCUCCCUUCUUAAAGAAUGGGAUGAUGUUUGCUAGCUUCCAAUUUACAGGAGUCAUUCCAGUAUUUGAAUUCUGGAAUGCACAGGCAAACCUACAGAUCAGAAGAUUCAAUAAAUUAAAGUUAAAUUUUAACAGCAAUAUUGAACAUGAAGGGCUAUCCUAUAAACAUAAGUGGAAUUCACAGCAGUUGGGUGGAGUUAAAAUGAAGGUGGACUUAAUCUGUGGGCAUUUUUAAGAAAACACUUCUGUAAUUCAGUAUUUUCAGUUGCUUUUUCAAAAAGUGCACUAUAAUUAUAAAACAUUAAAAUAAAAGGCAAGAGCACUGCUUGAGUUGGAAACUCAUCCUUGCCGUCAGUUCUACUUCCCUUGGGUUGACACUUUACCAUGGCUACCUUCACAUGCAAUCAAUGUUUCUGCACCAUAUUGGACUGGGUUUUCCAGGGAUGGGGGACAUAUCACUGGACAUGUUAAUUUUGGUGAGGUGUUUUGUAUCUGCCUUAGUGAGACAUUUAUUAUGGCUCUUUUGCACCCUUGGCACAAGUUGAUCUUUAAUUCAGGUUUUGUGUAGGGAAAUGGGGCAGGAUAUCUAGCCACUAAAAUAGGACAGACAAGUCACAAUCAGGAUCUUCUGGCUACCUACUGUUGUGCUGAAUGAAGGCUUCCUGCUCGUCCCUGAAGGCAAAAGAUUUAACAGCCAAUGGGAUGCCUCUCUCCAGCCCAUCAAUCAGAAAGGUGGGUGGGGGACAAGUGCUGUAGUUUUUGAAUGCACCACAUGCAAAGCUGGAGAGAAGUGAGACAGGAGCAUCCUUCACACUUUGAUUCCAUGAGAACAGUUAGUCUGAACCACUCCUGUCUGUGUCUUUGGGAAAGUUCCAUUAAUUCCAGGGGAACUUAAAAGGGUGUGAGUUCAAUGUCACAGAUGUCCUCGAUCUUAGUGAUUGGGAAACACAUGUUUCUUUGAGCUUAUUUCAGGAAAAUCAGACCCAUUAAUCUCAAUAAAUGUGAUCAUAAAACAUGGACUGAGAAAGCAAUGUGGAAUAUAAUUUUACUCUUUCAGUUCUGUGUUGUUUUAAAUAUUGGAAGCACUAUCAGUAGAAGUGUUGCUCUAUUUCAUGCCUGUGAAAUCUGAAAUCAUUGGUUUGCUAGUGAACCUAGAAUUCACAUUCACAUUAUUGCCAAUCUGCUGAAUAAACUACACUCUACAGUAAGAAAAAUAAAUCACAUCAACCAGAUAAAUUCCAUGUGUGUAAUAAUGUUCAUUAACAACUUCAAGUUGAGAUAGUCACUAUUUGUACCAGACCUGUUAGUUCUAGUACUUUUCAAAUAUUACAUUUCAAAAGUGGUCUACCGCCACAUACAGAUUAAAAACAAUAUUUGUAAAUAUAAUUUGGGGAUUUUUGAACAAUUUGAGUGAAAAGAGUUUGAAGGUUUAACAAAAUAACAUCCAUUAUGUCUUAUACUUAACAACACUUCCACAGUAUGCCACUCAACUCAGCUGACUGAACAGUGAACACUGAUCAAAUUCAUACUAAGGAAUGGUAGGUUUGAGGUUUCAGCUUCAGCUGAGUGUUCAACACACAACAUACAGGUGUUAGCCAUUUAGUUACUAAGGUAUUAAGCAACACCUUCAAAAAAGUAGUAUAGGAAUGAAAAUUCAACACAGGUUUCACCAAACGGACUGUUUUCAGAUGCAGCAAAACUGCUUAAGAUUAACCAAAACACUUGAAAAUAUCUCAACAUUCAGUUUUAGCUGGGUUGUUCUAAUCCCUAAACUAGUAACAUUUAAUUUAUUUUUGUAAUGUUCCACUUUGCUGUUGUUUCUUAGUUCCAUAUUUUGCAGUGUGGAAAAAAAACCUUUAAUUUGUCAGUUGAAGGCACUCACAUUGUUACAAACAUUCUCUCACACAAAGCAACACACAAUAUUAUGAUGACAUCCUCUCAAGUACCAAAUACCAAUCAUUAGUGAAGUUGGUAGUGAUCCACUUUCCAUAAACACUUGAGAGAGUUUCAGGAUUUUGACCCAGCAAUUAUAAAUUUGAAACAUCAUCAAGUCAGAAUGGUGUGCGAUUUGUAGGGAUAAUUAUCCAGCCACCACAGUGAGUUGCGCUACAAAUCACAUACCAUUCUAACUUGACUAUGUUUCAACUUCACAAUUGCUGGGUCAAAAUCCUGAAACUUGUCCUAACUUGGAUGCAGCUGUUUAGACAAAGUUGAUUACCACCACCACCACCUUCUCAAAAACAAUUAAGAAUGGUCAAUAAUUACUGGCCUAGAUGGAGACUUUUGCAUCUCAUAAAUGGAUGUAAAACCAAAACAUUAAUAUGGAGCAUCAAUAUUACCACAACUACUACAUGCAAAUAGGAGGCACCAUCCCAGUUACAUAUCAUCAUAUACUCACCUAGUUCCUUUUCUCCAUGAAACAAAUCCAACUGAGUCAUAUUUACGUAUACAGUUAAGAUGUAAACUCUUCCGCGUACAGUAUUUGCGCACUCUAAAGCUAUAUCUGAUCAACACAAAUCAAAAUCAGCAUCUACUCAGUGCUGUAUUCCGAAACGGUUGCUCUUACUGUUUUGCUAUGUUAACUAAAAACCUAAAUAUACGUAGCUAAACUGUAGAACAGGGGAAAGACAGUAGAGGUCAGUUGGUUCUUGGGAACUACAUUUAAAUCUAUUAUGAAGAUAAUUGCAUGUACUGGAUAAUAAAUGAUAUAGCUGAAAGAAUAAAAUUGUAAGUAGAUCUGUCACACAAACUCUUGCUAUUUCACAGCAUUAUAUGCUGAUUUUUUCUCAAAUGCAGUUACAGUGGGUUUUUAUGUAAUUCUGGUACAAAACAGCUCUUACUGAACUAUUUAAGAAAGCAGAACACUUUGGUUGUCACUGCUGGAACACAUGAGUUUCUCCUGUACAUUUAAUUUAAAGCCCAAAUAUUUCCUUAAAUAAAAUUUAUAUGAUCAAGAUAAUUCUGUGUUUGC
This is a messenger RNA of Chiloscyllium plagiosum (whitespotted bambooshark), 6370 nucleotides long. NCBI's taxonomy places the organism in Eukaryota, Metazoa, Chordata, Chondrichthyes, Orectolobiformes, Hemiscylliidae. The record is from RefSeq and is a predicted model, not a curated record.